GCCAACUCUUCAUGGUACCAUGAUUGUAGCAAAGCUGACGGGGAUUUUCGCUGGGUAUCUUCAGGAGCUCUUGAGUCUGGCGAGCUGCAUUUUGCGGGAAUCCAAGCUGAGAAUCUCUCAUUCUUCAGUUCUCUGAAGGAUACCAGCUUUCAGGCGUUCUAGCGUCCUGCUUUCCUGCUUAGUGCCUGCUUUGCGAUUGCAUCGCGCAGCGCCCCGUCACCGUGGGUUAGAUAGCAUCGUGAGGCGCCACAUCAUGGCGUCUCUUUUUAGCCUCAUUGAUCAGGCGUUUCUGAUGCCCCUCGAGCACCUCACUUACGAUAUCCGAGAGGGUGCCCGUGACUUUACAGAGGUGCUCUGCACGAGAUUGAGCGAGUUUUUUGGAGGGGAUCUCCUCGCAGAGAGCGCUCGAGGCCUGGUCGGUGGAGCCCUAGAGGCGCUUCUCCCUGUAGAGGAGAAGGCCCAGGUGCAGGCGCACUGGGGGGUGCAGAGGGAGCUGGUGGAGGUAGAGGAGGAGGAGACGGAGAGAGAGGGUGAGGGGGUGGAGGUGAUGCGGCCUCUUACUGUCCGGGAGGAGGAUGACGUGGCGGGGUCUCCCUGGACAGACUGCGCAGAGGGUGACCGCCAGCAGGCGCCCUCUGCAGGGCCCCUCCCCGACAUGGCCGCCGUCCCCCUCGCCGCUGCCUCUGCGCCCGAUCAUACGGAGCAGCGGGGCACCGGUGCAGCGGAGGCGGAGGCCAUCGUCGCUGAGGAGGAAGCGGACGUCUCUGGCGCCCGGGAGGUGGACACGGAUCGGUCUCCCGGCGCCUCCUGCGCAGAGGAUGGCCAGCACCAGGCACCCUCUGCCGCGCCCCUCACUGAGGUGGCCGCAGACACCCCCGCCGCUGCCCCUGCGCCCGCAGCCCCCCACACGCCCAGCCCCCAGAAGGAGCAGCGGGGCAGCGGCAGGGGCGGGUCGUCAUCCGCAAGGGGGGGUCUGUUCAGCUCAGACGCCUUCACCCUCCCCAGCGACGACGGCACCCUCUUUUCCGACCCCCACUUCGAGUACCACCCCCUCCCAUCCCCUGACGCCCGUGACCCCUCCACGAUCCUGACGGUCGAUCGGCAGGCUACCCUGCAGCUGCUUGAGACCCUUUUGGCACUUGGCUUCUCAGAGGUUGUCCACAUUGGUGGAGAGGAGAGAGCAGAGUGUGGGGCUGUCACGGAGGUCCUUGGGGGGAGGAGUAUCUUUGCGGAGAGGUCGGGGGUCAGUGGGGGUGAGACGGCGGCGCUGAGUCAUGGGGAGGCGCUGCUGCCCAGUGGGGUCCAAACGGACAUGGAGAUGGGCGGGGCUGGGGCGCGGGAGGAGGCGGUGACGCCGACGGCGUGGGGACAGGACCAGUCGCAGGCCAGCACGGCUGCACUGCGCAUCCCGUCCCCAUACUCGUUCCUGGAGGGGUCCCUGGAGUACUACCCAAACGUUACGCUCGACAGGGAGCUGGGCAGAGGCGGGCAGGGUGCGGUCUACUUGGCGCUCGCGACUCGCCCGACGGGGGAGGCCUUCCUCGUGGCCGCCAAGGUGCCGCUGGCGUGCCUUCCAUUCGACUACUUGCUGCCCGAGGCCCUGAAUUGGAUCGAGUGUGCGUCGUGCCCGAACCUGAUCCCGCUCCUGGGGUUCACGAUCCAGCAGGACACGUUCAUUCCGCUUUUUGGGCUGGCGGAUCCGUCCCCCGCCUGGACGGAACCGGGUGCCGGAGUCCAGGAGACCCCCUUUGAGCUGUACCGGGUGGCGGUGUUCGCGCACCACAUUGCGCGCGCGCUCGCGGCCAUGCACAGCCUCGGCUGGCUGCACUGUGACGUCAAGACCGACAACCUGCUCCUCAAGGACGGCUGCCCGGUGCUGGCGGACUUCGGGCUCGCCAUCCACGAGCGUGACGCGCCGGGGAGGGGGCUGUGCGGCAGCCGGGGCUACAUUGGCCCCGAGGUGUACCUGAAGGGGUACCACACGCAGAAGGCCGACAUCUUCGCCCUUGGAAUGGUCAUCUGGGCGCACGUCACGGGCGGCCGCCCCCACUACGGCUUCUGCGACACGCGGGCGCUGCUCGCGUGGAUGGCCCUGGGCGGGUGGUACACGUGGCCCACGGAGGUGCACGCCCACGGCGGCGACCUCAUGGCGCUCGUCGAGCGCUGCUGCGACGCCAACCCCGACCGGCGGCCCACCGCGUGCCAGCUGGCGGACGAGCUGCACGACAUUGCGGAGCUGCUGUGCGCGCAGUGCAGCAACGCGGACAUGGCGCGGGGGUGGGACGGGUAG
Messenger RNA from Klebsormidium nitens, 2290 nucleotides. The record is from the annotation of a GenBank genome assembly. Lineage: Eukaryota; Viridiplantae; Streptophyta; Klebsormidiophyceae; Klebsormidiales; Klebsormidiaceae.